AUGUUAACCAAGAUAAGAAAUGUACUUCCCGGAGAUGAGGUGCCUUCCAACAACUCAAAAUCUCUCGGCAUCCACGGAAACAAAGCCAUGGUCGUGGGAACUUUGUGUAGAGCAUCAAAGCAUCUGUUUGUAAUGUCAAGGACAAAUAGGUAUCACCCAUGCAUCGAUGAUAUCGUAAUAGGAAAGGCUAUGGUUACUUCCCAAGACAUUCAUAGAAUAGACUUGGGAGGAGUAGUAGGAAUACUUCCCUCUCUUAGCUUCACUAAUGCAACGAAAAGAAAUAAGCCAGAAAUAAGUAAGGGAGAUUAUCUCUUAUGUAAGAUUUCUCGAAUGGGCAUCGAGCCAUUGCUCACAUGUGUUGGAGAAGGUUUUGGGAAAUUGAAUGGUGUUGUACUCCCACUAGACCCUUGGAAGAUACGUCUUCUCUACUUGAAUAGCACGUUGUCCACAAUAGGAAAAAAGUAUAAGUUCCGAAUUGCACUAGGACUGAAUGGAUUUGUUUGGAUCGAUGCGGAGAAAGACACUGACAUAAGAGACAUAUACCACCUUUUGCACGAGGAUGCACCGACUUAA
Molecule: messenger RNA, 573 nt
Organism: Encephalitozoon hellem ATCC 50504
Lineage: Eukaryota; Fungi; Microsporidia; Unikaryonidae
Product: RNA-binding protein
Exons: 1
Coding region: 1-573 (190 amino acids)
Biological process (GO): poly(A)-dependent snoRNA 3'-end processing; exonucleolytic trimming to generate mature 3'-end of 5.8S rRNA from tricistronic rRNA transcript (SSU-rRNA, 5.8S rRNA, LSU-rRNA); CUT catabolic process
Cellular component (GO): cytoplasmic exosome (RNase complex); nuclear exosome (RNase complex)
Molecular function (GO): RNA binding
Source: RefSeq, a predicted model, not a curated record